CGGCCACUUAUUUUUAAUAUUUCUCUUGAUUCUCCCUUGAAAUUAGAAUUCUCCGUCGACAUUAUCUACAAGAUGGAUACAGAAAAAGAAACACAAAAAAUCACCUUUCUUCAUUCUGCGAGAAUAGUUUCCUAUGCUAUUUUGAGACCACCACCGCUUACUUCCAUUUGUGGAGUUCACGAGGGACGAAAACCCAUGCCUGUGAUGAUUGCUCUCCACGGAGCAGGGCUUCAGGCAGAUGCACCCCAAGUGCGUGAGAUGUUGGAUGCUGCCAAUUAUGUUUGCUCGUGGAAGUUGCUCCCGACUGGUGUUACUCCAUGGAGUGGUGAUGACUGGCAUAUUUGGGGUGCCUCUGAUGUCCAAGCCGCUAUAGCGGCAAUCCCUGAAUGGAUCAGAAACGUUAACUGGAAAGGCCCACAUGCAGCUGUGGAUGACUGGAUUCUCACUGGCCAUUCGAAUGGAGGACAAGGGGUAUGGUUUUUUUCGACCCACUAUCCUGACAAUAUUAUUGCGGCGGCGCCAGUAUCAGGGUAUUCUUCCAUUGAAAACUACGUGUCAUACAAUAUGUGGCAGGAUUCCGACCCAAUAGUCUCAUCUGUUCUCCAGAGGUCUCGGUCAAGUUAUAAACAUGAACUACUGUUAGAAAAUGCUGCAGGCAUCCCGAUAUUUCAGCAACAUGGUUCUAGUGAUGAUAAUGUACCGGUGUACCACUCUCGUCUUAUGCACGAGCUACUUGGAAGAACCCAGGGGCCGUCUCAAUACAAUGAACUACCUGGAAAGGGUCAUUGGUUCGAGGGAAUCAUGACUACUUCGUCGUUGUUGGACUUUUAUGAAGAAAGGGCCAUUUCCCAGUACCGACCAAAGAUCCCAUUAUCAUUCAUCAUAAGCAUUCCGUCGUCUGGAGCCAUGGGAUCCGUGUAUGGGAUUUAUGUCGACCAGCUGCAGUCACCUGACAUGAACGGCAAAAUAGAGGUCACCCGAGAUCUGGGAAAUGGGGUUUGGUACCUGCAGACACAAAAUAUACAUCGCUUUCGUCUCUCAGUUAGCACCCGGGUAGAAGUCCCGGUUGCUUUAGUGUUGGACAGAAUGGAACAUCCAUUUAUCGUGGACCCAGGUCUAUGCGAAAAGACAUGGUAUCUUAAAGACCCUUUGAACCAAUGGAUAACAUCAAACGAUACUGAAUGGAAGAACAUUUACCAAAGGCAUGGCCGUCAAAUGGGCGCAAUGGAUGCUAUAUUGCGCUCCAAUGGGACCUUCACAAUCUCUACUUGCUCGGCUGGUGCUGAACACAUUGCACUUCAAAUUAGUCGGAACCUUCUGCAAUACUUUGCAGCAGAUUCUCUGAUAAUUGAGAGAUGCAGCUCGACCGCUCCUUUUCUAGGCCAAACAUCUAAAAGCAGACACGGCAAUUUUAUAGUCCUUGCUGUAGGCGAUGACUUGCCUCCCUCGAGGAAUCCGGCGUUUCCAAUUCGCGUUUGUCGUGGUACCCUCGUUCUCUCAAACGCAUGCAAUUCUCCCCAUUUCACAUAUGAAGCGGGAAUUGACCACGAGAAAGCACAGAAGUAUGUGUCCGAAUAUACCUACCAGAAAGGUCUGGGGGCGCUGUUUCUUCGUCCUUUAGAAAAUGAGCGAUUGGAGCUGAUUGUUUGGGGUGCGGAUAUACACGGUCUUGAACAAGCUGCACGUCUCGUGCCCACACUUACAGGUGUCGGACAGCCUGACUUUAUAGUACUGAGCGAUAGCUGCCGUUGGAAAGGUCACGGUGGUCUAUUUGCCGCAGGGCAUUUCAACAAAUUUUGGCAGAUAUCACCUGGUUCCUACAGGGGACCGGGAACGUACGGAACAUGCUUGCUAUGAAAGUAUCCUAAUGACGCUGCAACAAUCGCUAGGUGGGUAAUAUGUCUAUCUUUACCAACGAGAACAUAACACCAAUAAUUAUUCACGAAUCUUAG
Molecule: messenger RNA, 1952 nt
Organism: Aspergillus glaucus CBS 516.65
Lineage: Eukaryota; Fungi; Ascomycota; Eurotiomycetes; Eurotiales; Aspergillaceae
Exons: 6
Coding region: 73-1857 (594 amino acids)
Biological process (GO): proteolysis
Molecular function (GO): serine-type peptidase activity
Source: RefSeq, a predicted model, not a curated record